AUGACCCUGACACAAGUCUCUAUGGACCAAUUGCCGAACACUGCGGUGUUUCUCAAUUCGGUUGCUCCGGGCUUUACCUCACUCGACUCAAAUGUCCACUUCAGUUUGGAAAAUGAACCCUUGAAUAACGGUGAAAGGUCGAUCACUUGGCCACUCACAGGCACCAACCAGUCAACAAUAGCAAUUCUAGACAAUACUUAUUUAAAUAUAUCCAGAGUUCCGCUCAAUCCGGCUUCUAACGAAUCAACAACCUACGUCCUGUUACCCUACCAUGUCACCAACUUGUUCAAGAAAGUAGUCAAACAAAAGGACAAAGAGUCCGAGGGAAACAUGCAUAUUGGAGCCAACAUCAACCCACUUGCCCACGAUCCUUUCAAGGUGACCCAGUUGAAUCCAGGCUGUUUGCUGGACAUUCUCGAAGUGAACAAUUUAUCGCUUCUUCGUCGUAGAUCUUCCAACCGAGUUCCGGGGGAGGAUACCUCAAAAUCGACUUUGAACCAAGGCAAAACCUUCAACAAACUCACUAGCAACUUCAAUAGACUCUUGCGUAUAACCGCCACAGGUACUUCCAGCAGUGAAAUAGACAAUACUACUUCUUCCUCGACUGACCAUUACCAGAACUUGCUCAACUUCAUAGAACCGAUAAAAGUCCCUCUUUCGAACUUCUUGAUUGAAAAGGUGACACUGUACAACAGCGAAUCGUACUCCACUGAGCUCAGAGACCCAUCGACCUCGAAGUUGUUGAUUCUGGCCCAUAUCAAUGUCCUCAAUGUCAUUACUAUGGACACAGAAGGCAACUAUAAGAAUACCAAGUCUGUAAAUACAUCGACACCGAUCUUGCCAUAUCUUGAAUCUUACGAGACUGACGAAAGCAAGAAGAUGCUGGAGUAUCAAAAAGUUAUAGAGGAACCGGCAUUACGUAUACAUUUCCGGCAAAACUCGAUAAUUACUGCUCUCAAGACUUUUGUCAACAAAAGCAGAGAACCAAUUGUAAUCCUUGGUUUCGACUCGGGUGAAGUCAUAAUCAUCAAUUUGCAUGCAUUGAACUACCAGAUCUUUGAUGAUCUUGGUUUUGGCCAAAUGCCACCCAACCCAGACAAUGUAUCCAUAAGCUCUAAAGCUUCAUCGCACAUUUAUUCUAGUUCUUUUGGCAAUGUGGAUGUGACAGCGUUGGAAAUCUUUCAUCAUCCUCUUUAUGAAUACCUAAUUGUAGCCGGGUACAGUAAUGGUGAAGUUAUGAUAUUAGAUCCAUAUGCUUCACGAUCCAACCCUCUGACAAAUAACCAGUCAGAAGAGAAAUUGAAAAAGCUGUCAAAGUUGGUUGGAAAAGACGCCUACAUUAGUUACUUUAAGAAGUUCGAUCUUUCACCUUUCUGCAAGAAGGCUAGCUCUAGUUCAGGCGAAGAAACAGAUAGUUACAGCCCCAACUAUUUGGUAGGGCAUUUCAGAGUCAGUUAUAAGCCAAUAACAGCUAUCUCGUCGACAAUGCCUUACUCAGAAAAUACUGACUUUUCUCACAGUGAAGUCCAGCCCAUGAUCUUGGCAAUUGGUGCGGACGAUGGCCUUGUGCGUUUUAUGGAUUUGAUCUUCACCCAUGAUAAGAGCUAUGGCAAUACCAGCGAUAUCAAAAACAAUUCUGUUCUAACUGACUUACUUUCCAAUUACUUCAAUGAUGGUAUAACUGGUAUUGAAUUUUCUCCGGACUUCAGGUUCGUUUGCAUUGUUGGCAAAGGUGAUAUCAUUGAAAUUUUCAAAAUGACCUACUACAAUGUGAAUGGACUUCUCACCAAGAACACAGGCAGUAAUUACCAUUCUAGUACCAAUGUAAAUGGUUUGAACCCGACUUCAAGUGGAGUGGUGGGCAGAAGAUCCAGAAGUGGAACGCUAAACUCUGUAAACUCGGCGAACUUGCCUUCUGCUGCAAUGUUCUUAUCUCCCAGCAACACCACCCCUUCAAACAGUUUUGACAUUUCUCGAAACGAGCAUAACCAUACUCCGAGAUUGUUAAAUACUCCUUUGAAAGAACUCUAUCCACCUUUGAUUAAGGAAAUUCGCAUUGUAGGAAGAUUCAAGGGCCAUACCAACACUAUCAAGAAAAUAAGAUUCAUCAAGGAAGAUGAGUUUAACAAGGGUGAUUUGGAACAGGAAGCCUCCGUAAAGAAUCUGGUCUACAAACUUAUCAGUUGUGGGUUUGAUGGGAAGAUCAUUAUUUGGGAAUUUGACUACAAGGCGCUUCCUAAGGUGAAGAAGCUACCACCCUUGGAGAAAGAAAAGGAAAACAAGGAAAAGAUAUCUACACAUAAAAGAAGAUCCAUACAUGAGAAUACGCAGGAUCAGAUAGAAAUUUUGACUUCGUUGUACAAGUCUCUCUUUGACUUGAGAUUGAAAAGACACUACAAGGCUCUUGCUAAAAAGGCAGGAUUGAGUAGUGGCACAAAGAGGUAUUCUACGGUGAUUCCACCAAUAGUCAAUGAUAAGUUGGUCCCAUCCAUUGAAGUGCCUUUAAUGAGCUUGGACUUGUCGGCACUUGUAAGUGAUGGUAAGAUUGAUGGGUUCUUCGUUGAUGCCUACAACCUCUGGUGCUUCGGUAAAAGUGGUGAUAUCUUCAGGUAUUGCAUUGGUUGAGAAUGUAUAGAUCUAUAGAAGGAUAUGAAAAUGAACAUGAAAUGAUGGUAAUUG
Molecule: messenger RNA, 2679 nt
Organism: Scheffersomyces stipitis CBS 6054
Lineage: Eukaryota; Fungi; Ascomycota; Pichiomycetes; Serinales; Debaryomycetaceae
Exons: 5
Coding region: 1-2625 (874 amino acids)
Biological process (GO): carbon catabolite repression of transcription
Cellular component (GO): nucleus; cell division site; cell tip
Molecular function (GO): protein binding
Source: RefSeq, a predicted model, not a curated record